AUGAUAGCCCCAAAUCUUGCUGCAGGAGCCAGACUUGCAGCCAAGAAUGAAAGCCAAGCUCUGGACGAGAAGACUGCCAGAACCUACGAGCUCCGGCUUAUCACACUGGAAGAGUUUGCGAAGAAGAACGGGGAUGAUGCCGUGCUUUUCGGCUCUAACAAGAGGCCAUUCUUAGCAGCGACAUUGCAAACGUUCAUGCGUAAGUGUUCAGUACUUCAGUAAAGUUUUUGAGACACAGUUUUAGCGUUCUGCGUACUUAGCGUUGGUUGCGGCUUUCUUGUCAUAGGACCCUCGUAUUUAACCAGUUGUAAUGCGUCUAUUUACUCUGUUUGACUGCUUUAUUCUGUAGCUUAUCGUAAUUAACAACGUGUUUUUUUCACUGCUGGGUCGGUCGGAUGACGGUCGAAUAAUCAGUAUGUUCUUUUAUUUCAUUGCCAAAAGAUUAUCCGGUCGACGAAGAAAGGUUGGAAAAAAAAUGUACCUCUGAAUAACUUAACCACAAAAUCAUGUGAGUAGGAGUAUUUGGGUCGGCAUUUGUGCUGAAUACGGAUCGUCCAACAAUGCUGAAUGGAGUCCCCCUUUCAUAAAUUGUCAUACAGAGUGGUUAUUCUUUUUGAUCCUUAUUCUUUUAAUAACGUAAGGCGCUGGCCUGGUUAGUGCGCAAUAAGCAUUUGUGAUCUUAGCCUAGUAGCAAUAGAGCAAACCGCGUUGAAUAAACAGCGAGAGGCGGUUUGUUAAACAUCGCACUAAAAUGUGUUGCUCCUGUAUGUGCCACAGAUUGCGUUAUUGCAAAGUAUGGUAUUUUAAAACGUAAAGGCAUGCUUUUGAAACCAAAGUUCGCAAUAACGCAAAACAUGGCGAAUGAAUGGUAAGACAUGGUUUGAAAUCAUCGCAAAAUGCAGUUAACCUGAAAAAACCACAGAUUGCAUUAUUGCAAAAUGUGGAAUUAAAAGAAAAGUUUUUGUCCAUGCUUUAGAAACCACAGUUUGCAAUAACGCAAAACAUGGCGAAUGAAUACUAAGACAUGGUUUGAAAUCAUCGCAAAAUGCGGUCAACCUGAAAAAACCACAGAUUGCGUUAUUGCAAAAUGUGGAAUUAAAAGUAAAGGCCUUAGUCCAUGCUUUUGAAACCACAGUUCGCAGUACUACCGUGCGGGUCAGUUUUUUUGGCGGGGGAGCGAAAUGGGAAAUGGCGCGAAGAUAAGCGGGAAGGCCGGGUUACCCGUGACAAUAUUGAAAUGACAUGGGCUCCAGUUGAAAAUCCGAGUCGAGGUCAAAGCGGCAUUCGGGAUUGUAAGCCUCUGGUUCGGUUUACGGAGAAAAAUUGAAGGUUCGAGAAAUCGGGAUUCUAGUGUAUUUGCACGAAAGUGAAAUGAAUUCAUCUUUCGCAAUUGCUUCGUAAGUGUAUUCGUAGCUUAUGAGCUUAUCUUUUGUGCGUUUGUACCAGUUUUGUCCACAGUGUACACAGACCUGCCAACCCCUGAUAAAGGAAAAUCUGGAGACCCAUGAAAAAAAAUCUGGAGAUUCUAUAAAAAAUAGUGAGAUUCUAUUUUUUUCCCGAUGAAGAUUAAACAAACCCCUUUUCCAUCGAGGAAAGUCAUUAACAGUUUAUUUUUCGCCAUGUUUAUACGAUUGCGAUCGCUUUCCUGCGCUGAACUUACAAAGACUACUGGGAAACUCAACAUGGGAGACGCCUGGGAAUUAGACCUCGUUCCCAGGGCCUACUCCCAUUUCAAAAUGGCGGACAGACACGAAGAGAAACGAUUAAGUUUAUUGAACACAAGCGAAAAUCACAGCUGGGUACAAAAAAGUAAGAACAGUGUUCUUCUUUAUUAGGUUUUCACUUUAUGGCACAAGCGUUCCUCGUUAAUUUCCCAUUUUUAUUCUGAUUCAACAACUUAAAUCAUUUCAGAAUGAUUUUUCCCAAAACCCGUGAGAUUGAGGAGCCUUGUCCUGAGACCAUGAGAAAUGACAAAAAAUCGUGAGACUCACGGCAGAACCGUGAGAGUUGGCAGGUCUGUGUACAGCAUUGUAAGUUUAUUCGGUGUUGAAUCGAGGCUUGUUUAUAUUCCUUUUCAGAGGUGAUGGGGGAAACAAAAGGGAAAAAGAUAGGUACCUUACGUUGUCGUGGGUUGAAGCCUCCUGUAAUCAGGGGCUAUGCCGCCGCGUUCGGUUACUGGUUUAGAACGUUUGGGCACACCGAACAAUAUAGCGAAGCCAUUAUCACGGCUGAAGAUGGUUCUCAACAGGUUAUCCCAAAGGGAAAUCCGAUGUCUUCGCCUGGUAAGCUAUAAAAUUACCUUCCUUUUUCUAAUUUAAUCCAAAAAUUUUUUUGUUAUUUUUUAUAACGUUAAGCCUAUGUAAGUAUGGAUUCCUUGUCACACUUUUGCCUCAUGGUCAACUCCUUAAUUCUGAAUAUAAUGUGAUCAAAACAUGCAAAAUCACCACCCUUCAUCACUACUAUAUGUUUUAUCAUUACAAAAUACAUAUACAAUAACUAACUAAACUUCUCCCCUUUUCAAAAACUAGUCAGAGAUUUCAACAGAUCGUUAUUUUAAUGGAAACUUCUAGCGAAGAUCCUUAUUCUACUGUUGUGUUUUAUCUUGUUUUUGAUAUUUUGUUGGUAAAAUAAAUUGGUGUCAAAAUUGAAGCUAUCUGAUUUAAACAGUUCAAGGUAUCAUCCACCCUCAAGUACCUUCCUCGCGUAGAUUGGCGCUGGCGGUUUUGCUUUUAACAAAUUAAUACCCCCAUAAACCGUACAUUUUCUGAAUGCUUAAUAGUUCCAGAUUAUUGCUUAUUUCUUUUAAAAAAUCAAAAUAUUAACGAAAUUUAGAAAUGAGAAACUUUUUGUGAAAGUGGGUGUUACUGUGAAUUUAAGUCCAGUCCAGCCAAAAUUAACGGAAGAAGCCAAUUAAGAACGCAUUCGCUUCUUAACACGUUUGGCUGAAAAACCAUGUCUCAGAUUUUUGUCAAGUGCGUUUGUUCUGUGUUAUAAGCAGGUGAAGUUAAGGAUAGCAAAUCGUUAGUACUACCUGUGAAAAAAAAUACUCCAACUUGAAAACGAAAAAAGAAAUCAAAAUUCGCAGGCAAGGUUUUUUAGAAAAAGUAUCUGACAGUAAGUUGGCCAAAUUUCAGCCAAAUUGGUGUAGGGGUUGCUGACUUGGAGUUUAAAACGUACCCUCAACUUGCCCUGAUUUUCUUUUGAGAAAACAGUGGAAAAAGGUUUUUGGCGGCGUAUUACCCAUGACGAGAUUAUAACAGAUUAUAACACCAAAGCUGUCAAUGUUGACGCAUACCAGAGAAGAAACAAAAAUAGUGACACAGCAGGAAAAGUUGAAAACGAAACCCAACAACAGAUGGACAAUUUAUUUCAAAGGCUCUGCUCUGUUCGAUCCUUUCUGUUUUCGAGAAAGCUUCAUUAGUUAUUCUCAACGGGUAGUUUUCAUUUUCGCACCAAACAAGCCAAGUUGAGCCGAGCCCACUUUUACUCGAUACAUUUUUUAAAAGUUCGACACUUCCCUGGAAAAUUCGACAGCAAACCACUUCCUGGAGUUGUUCUUAAAGCUUUUUUCCCGCUACAAUAGACUUUCAAAACAAUGCCGUCCGAUUUUUUAUAUGGCGUGGGACCUCUUGUGACUUUGUCUCUUGCUUGGCUGCUUCGCGGCCUAAAAAGCUCGCUCCGCUCGCUAAUGAACUCGCGAAACUCUAUUCCGCGGUAGUUUCAAUGGGUUUUUCAGGAGCUUUGUCAUCUUUUAGCCAUUCUCAUUGAUGGUAGUAGGAGCCCUUGUCGCUCUCUGCUAAUUUCGAAGCCCACUCUUUGGCGGCAAAACAAUUUUGUUGUCUUCUUUUGUGGAGUCGAGAACGAAAACAGACGAGCUCUUUUUUCUUCUUUGGAGGCAUUCACUUUCAAAAUCCAGGGAAAAACAGUGAGUACUAUACUUGUAAACCACGAUUUCUGUCAAAUUGCGUUAUUAGCUUGGUUCAACAGCGGCACGCGUAUUAAGUAUGAGAGGACUUGUCAACGAUCAAUUAAAAUAAUUAGCGUAGAAAAAACUUUUGCGCUCCAUAAUUCUGCACAGAAAAAACGUUUUUUCGUGGAUUUUUUUUUUAAUUAGAAAGCUGUUGAUGAGCUCAAUUUAAUAGUCUAAAAAUUACAAAUUUAGAAAAAUGAUGAUUUUUUUACCCUGAAUGAUACCUUAAUAUUGUGAUAAGGAAGUUCAUUAAGUAAUAGAUAGACCAUAGUGUUAAAUUUGAAUCAUAAUCACUGAAUUUAAUUCAAAUCCUAGUUCAAUAGAAAUUUAAUUCAAUAACCAAAAUAUGUUGCUUCAUGACAAUGGCCCCUGAUUUUGCUAUGUAAAUUGUGGCUUGAUAAUCAAUGAAGAAAUGCAUCCAUGAAAAUGUGCCUUUAAAAAACUUGUACAAGGUUUUCCUGUCCUUGAAAGAUGAGCCAAUCUGGUUAGGCAUGUGAAGUUUUUGUGAAUGAAUGAUUACUGAAGAACUGUUAUCAGCUAUUUAGUCUUAUGUUGAUGGUCUAAUUUUCUUGUUUGAAAUUUUAAUGCUGUGCAUGUUCAUUUUCAAAUUUAUUUGAUAAUUAUUUUUGAUAAUCAACUGGGUUAGGACUGUUAAUUGUUAUUUAAUGUAUGUGUAAGUCAUCGUUAUUGUCAUGUCAGUUACUGAGAAUAGUCCUCUUAGGACUACACCAAACCAGAUUCUUCGUGCCACAACCUAUGACAUGACGCCUGAGUGUUCAAACAUUAAUUUUAGGUUCAAUUUAUUUCUUUUGUAUGCUCAAAUGACCACUGGAGGAACUUACUUUGUUCUGAUUUUUCUCUCGGUAAUAGUAUCUCAGGGUUUUACCAUCUUACAAGUAUGAUGCUUGGGCAAAUUGUAGCAAAUUUAUAGCCCUUUCUCCAUUCACCAAUAAAUCCUCACAAUGAAGGGAUUUUGAUUGUAUUAUUUUCAUGCUUGUCACUAAUUCUUGGAUUUUUGGGAUUGUGUUUUAGCUGUUACUCAGACCAUGAAGCAGCUGGUGAAAAGAGCAAAGAGACCCACUGCUAGGGAUACGCGGCAUGGGAGAGUGCCUUAUGAGCCUAAGAAGGCUCCACCCUUUACAAUUCAGCAGAUGUUGCGUAUGCGUGCAUACUGCUUAAAUACAAUCGAGGUAAUCACAACUCAAGUUUAAAUCCUCUUGACCCUGCUUGUAAAUGGCUAACAGGCUGCCUCCUGCUAGUUAGGGUUCUUUUAUUUUAUUAUGUACCCAUUUGCAUUUCCUGUGUACUGGUUUAAAGUUAUUUUAAGUGGAGGGAUGCCUGUAAGUUACAAUCGGCUACAAAAUUGUUGAGACAUUGUACUAACUAAAGAUAGGGUAACUUCAGAGAACAAAAGAGUCCAAAAACCUCCCCCCUCCCUUCCAUUCAAAGUUGGGGUGUUUGAUGUUUUCUAUAGCUAGUUUGAACAGCGGCACAACAUUGCAUGGAGGGGAUGGGGGAGGAAAAGCUUUAUUCUCUCUUUUUGAAGUCGGUAAAAAAUCAAAAAGCCCCUUUUGGUUGAGGUGUCUCAACUGCAUUUCCAUGUGAAACAAAACAUGUAUCAUUUUACGGCUGAUAGAUUUUAAAAUGAUGAAGAUAAAUUAAAGACCUUGCAGUGAGUUGACUCAAUGGAAUGUGGCAAGGAUCUCUUUCAGCAGAGAGGGAGGUUCAGGUUAUCCCAUGUUUUUCCCUUUUGGAAAAUUCUGUUAUUUAUCUGGCUAGCCAAAGAUCUUACUUUAGAAGAACCACAAUAUAACAAAUGGCAAUGAGGAUGUGUAGUAAAAUAGUUUUCAUGUCUAGUUUAAAAAGUUUUAUAAAGGUUGGUCAUAUUCAUAUAUUUCACUAUUGUUUGUGCAAGGAAUAUUGAGGACUUAUAUAGAGGUCAAAUUAAAAGGUACACUACAGGAGGCAAACAACGUCUGUUUAAUUGACUUUGCCAUUGCCGAAAGUGAUAGCCAAAAAGUGUACCUAGUGAAUGUCAUUUCGAGUAGCCAGAAAAAUGUAACAGCCAGGAUUAAUUAUGAAAGUAAUUUAAUGAUCAUUUAAUUAUUUAUUUUAGUGAUAGCUAAUAAUUUAACACAAGCUUUUUAAAGCCUCUCGAGCCUUAAAGGGAAGGUGUGUUAGAAUCAAUAUUGAUUUUACCUGAAGAUUCCGUGAUCUCACUCAGCACCUUGAUUGAGAUGAAAUUUUACAUAAAAUGUAAAGGUGGUUUUCCAGGUUUCACUUCAUCUGAUCUGUUUUAAAACUAGCUUAAAGAAUUUGUCAGGUAUUUUUAUUUCAUGUUCACUUCCCUGUAAGGCAAGUUAACAGCAAAAUUCAUUAGCCUGACGUCAAAAUCUGUUUGUCAUAUUAUAUUAAUUAAUGCUUGUUUUAUUUACUACCUAUUAAAUUAUGAUAUAACAUAUUUAUAUAAUUUUUUUUCAGGGAUUACGAGGUUUAUGGUUGUGGACCAUAACUUUGUUCUCUUUUGCUCUGUUCCUAAGAGGGGAGGAACCUCUCCGACUGAAGGUUAAGAACCUGAGGUUACCAGCCAAUUUCAAUUCAGGUAUUGAAAGUUGUAUAUUCUAGGUUGUCUUUCAUAAACAAACAAAUGGUUAAAAAGUUAACUUCUGUCACCUUUAUUUGGCUGUUUUAUGUUAAGUGGUCACCCUGUAUUAGGUAGUCUCACUCACAGCCGCUUUUGUCUUGACUCAUUGAAUGUUCCUCCCCAACAUAUGGCAACUCACACUCGAUUCACAUGUCAUUGCUUUCCAAUAUUGUUUUAUCAACCCACAGAAAUGACCAAUCAUUUAUUAUCAAACUGAAAAUGACAUCAGUUUACCGCAUUUUGGUGCAAAGAAUGUGCUUGGCCCUGUGAUUUCUAGUUUUAUCACAGGUGUUAGCUAUGAUGGGCCAGGUUCAGUUUUGAUUCAUAAACACUGAUUGUAGAAUCAUGGCAAAACUGAAAGACACAUUUAGCACUGAAAUGGGUGACUUCAAACUGUGCAGUGCUUGGCAUAUAAAAGCUGGAAUAAUUUGACGUAUAGGGGCAGUACAUUCUGAGGAGUCGCUGAAUAAUCAUUAUUAUACAGAUCACUAGGCUAGCUACCAGUCAAUGUCUCCUGAUUUUUUUACUUUUGUCCCAUUCCAUUUUAUUUUAUUUUAUUUCAUAAUCUGUAGGGGAGCCAAUUACAAUUCCAAAACGUAUUGAGGUGAAAAUACCAUGGUCUAAAGCAGAUAGAAAGGCCAAAGGUAUGUAUAUUAGUACUUAUCGAAUUAUUUCUUCUUUUGUAUGUUGUGUGUAGGGGCACAUGCUAACCAUCUUCACCUUCUAGCAUUAUAUUUCAACUCACCAAUGGCUUGCUCUCAGCUGGCUCAAUUAUUGCAAACAAGGUCGUGCCAGUUAAGAUCCUGAUCACCUCUGAAUUUUUCAGCUUUCUUUUUCACAACUGUUUAAUUGAGUUGUGAACAUAACUGCAAUGCUAGGGAUCUUCACUUGUUAAAUCUUUCUUCCACUGUUUCAAUAUUAUGAAGUCCCUAAAUUCACUUUGGUUUUUUUGUUCCUUUUUUCUUUUCGUUUCAAAUUUUCCAACGAUGCUAACUGGUACAGUGGAACCCUGCUCUCAAAUAUCUGCUUCAUACAGAUGCAGACAGUUUUGGUUGUCCUGAUGAAACACUCAUGUUGUCUGUAAAAGUAACCUGCUUAUGUGCACAGGUUAAUAUGGACAACUGACACCUUUUUCUACCCAAAACACAAAAUAUAAAUUCUCAUAUUACCUCAACCUUGCUUUAUGCACACUGGUCAUUUGCGAACUAUGUGUGAUUAAUUUUCUUACCAGUGCAGUGUGCAAAGGAAGUAGUGUCCGAUAGCCCUGAGGCUAGUGAAUUUUGCCAUUGGGCUGCCAAAUUCUGUUCUUAACUUGCCCGAUGGGGAAGUGAAGUAUUUUGGGAAUUCAAAUUACAGAAGAACUGUGAAAUCAAUUCUGCUCAUCAAAACGUUUUGGGGCCUAAUUGAAAUAAUGUUUGGGCUAGCACAUGCUUAACCUGCAUCUUGCCCAAAUGGUAAGCUGUAAAACUGAGUUUCUUUGCAUCCUUUGAGUGAAAACCUAACAAUCUCAGCUGAAAUCUUUUCAAUAGUUCUGUCUAAUGUGCAGUCCACCUGGCUGAGUCACAGAUUAAAAGGAUCAGUUCAAAGCUGCUGUAUUUUAAGGCAAAUACAUUUUGAAGUUUUUAUUUUUUAGCUAUUGAGUCUUUUAACCAUGAUAAAUGAUAUGAGGUAUCUUUAGAAAUAACUUGUACUUCAGUUACAGUUACGAAUUUAAGCAACGUUUUCUCCAUAGCCUUGUAAACAUGUGUGAGGAUUUUUUUCUGACAGCCCCCUUCAAUGUGGACACCUAAAUUAAUAAUACCGGUGACAUAUCUUCUUGGUGUCCAUAUCAAACAGGUGGUACUGUAUUACUCUCUUUUGGUGGAAGGGUUCAUACUGAAGGCCUCACUUUUUUAUGGUAUUAAAUUUCAAAACGUUUGAUUUCAGGAGUUACACUUACCCUGUGGAGCAACCCAUUAUGUAAGGAGUUGUGUCCUGUGAGAGCCAUCAUUGCUUGGUUACUUGUAGCAGGUCUGUGAUUUCAAAACGAAAUGCUUCUUGUGGCCACUUUCAUAAGCGUCCAGCUCUAGUUAUAACCUUUUCUAUAGUGAUCAACCCUGCUCACACAUCACAGAUAGGUUCAGACUCAUCUGCAUAACCAUCAUAAUAUCCAAUUCCAGUAAUUACCAAGUAGACAUUUCCUUUGCUUUCAGCUCGCUAUUUCUGCCCACCUUGCAAACUCGUGCAUCAGGAGUAACAUAUUAUCUUUAUGAGCUUGAUAUUCUAGAUAAGUUAGAGGUUGUUUUGAAUUGGAUGAAGUUGUUAAGUUUGUGUUGCAAGGUGCAUUUAAUUAUUUAUAUGUAUAUAUAAAAUUAUGUUGGACCUUAUGUAUGAUUUUGUUAUCCCUUGUAACUUUCCAGAUAUUCGUAGUGGUUACCUCUUCCCAAGGAUUUCCAAAAACAACCUUACAUCUUUGCGAAACAGUGCUCGUGGUGUUACCACCUACAGGAAAACAUUUGUUGAGGUAUAAAUAAAUAAUAAUUUUGAUAUAUAUAAAAAUUUACUGAAAAUCUGCUUCAGCCACCGCUUGCUGCUUGAGUUGGGUGUAUUUGUAGACACCCGUAACAGACAGGUAUCAGGUAGAGAUAGUUGAAUUCACAUGCUUCAAAUUGCUUCAAUGUCAAUCUCAUUUUUUCAAGAUGUCCAAGGCUCUCUUUGAGAAGGAAUUCACCACCCACAGCAUACGAAGAUCAGCAGCUCGAUGGGCAGCCCGUUGUGGGGCAGAUGAUAGUACUAUCAAAAGAGCGGGAAGAUGGUAAGUAUUUUCUUUUGUCCCCAUACGGGACAACAGCAAAUUUCAUUUUUAAGUAAACAUAACUUUGUGAGGGUAAGGGUGUGGUUCAUUCACGAGGCAAUUGUCUCGCGCUUAUCUAAAUAUUCUGAAAUGUUUCUUUCAGAGACUCUGCAAUAUUUUCAUAUUGAUAGACUAUAGUGCACAUAUGCAUGUAAUAUUAUACUGAUAGAACUGUCCAUGUAUUUAUUUAUUAUGCAUUGGAAAAAGAGGGUUUUAUAAUCAGUUUUGAUUUUUCACAGUUUCCACAGAAACUGUAUUUAACAUCAUUUCAUGUAAGUAAGUAAGAAAACUGAGCGAUGGUUAGGUUCAAAACAAAGAGAUUCUAUUGCGCUUCAGUAAAAUCCAACUAAGCCCACUAGUAGCGAAAAGCGCCGCCUGUUUGGCAGCAAAAAAGGAUUAAAGUCUAGCUUUAAGUAGCUAAAAUUUUUUUAUUCUCCAUACUUUUGAGUAACUAGUCGGAUUUUACCAAAACAAUUAUUCCUCUCGCCCUCAUGGCCUCUGAGUCAAUAGCCCAUUCGGCUUUCGGCCUCAUCGGCUAUUGACUCAGAGCCCAUUCGGGCUCGAGGAAUAAUUGUUAACUAGUCGUUGCUUGUCAUUAAAUCACUUAAUUCCCGCAGCAAGCAGAUAAAAUCGCAGGUUUCCAGGCUUCACAAAACUUUGAACACGUGGUCUCUCUAGAGAGCUGUUUUUUGAAUGUAGCUAUCAAGUCAAUUGGAACAAGCUUAGAGGGGAAAUGCUUAUCAGAUCGGCUGAUGAAUGGCUACUGUGGGCAGUCAGUGGGAGAAAAAAAAUGGCACUGCCUUCUAUUCUGUGCAGUUUACUAGGUCAUCGACUCAUUCACUUGUUUCAUUGAAAUAUGUGUACAUGUACUGAAAGUGUAAUAGUUUUGAGUGAAACAACUAAUUCUAACAUUGUUUCAUUCUAGGAAAUCCAGUGCUUUCGAAUUGUACACUCAGGAUGCCAGAGCCGAAAUUAUUAAAGAACAACACGAUGGAAAUGUGCUGUUUGAUCAUAAAUUGUGGAUGUUUAAACCUUUACGAUAGUAUCAAGCAAUCAAGUCUAGAGUUUCUCAACCUCCUCAGGAAGCAGCUCAGUUUUCCCGUCUUUUUUAUAGAUCAUCUAAAUAAGUCAAUCCUGUGUGGACUAAUUGAAAUCAUGUGUUUGACAAAUGCGCAGUCGGCUGCCGAAAAGAACCGUUAGUCAUGCAAUUGACCAGGAUUUCCUAUACGGACAAACCAAGGAUGGUCCUAAAUGAUUUCUCUUAUGUUGUUUAUUCUAGCCUCCAAGAAAUGUCGUGUUGUACAUUUGUGUUACAUACGAAACGAUGGUGAUCCCAAAUGAAACUUCACAAAAUUUUAGAUAGAAUUAUUAACAGAAUUAAGUCUAGUGCGUAGCUCGGAAAGGUUUAUCUAGGAAAUAUAAGUUACGGAAACAUUUUAAUUUUUUUCUGCCAAUAAAGCCGGGAUGUAGGGUUAGGGUAGCCUGAAUUUCAUCCGAUUGCUUCUUGUCUGAGGGAGUAAAACGACUCGAAAUAAUCGGAUGAAAUUCAGGCUAAGGUAAGGAAGGGUAAGUCUUAAAUCCUAGUCCUUCAAGAUUUUUGAAAGCACAGUUUAACGUGAUCAAACCUGUACGAAGGCAUAAGCUCGCUUAUUUUACUGGAGAAUUAUUAUUCAAAUUGAAUUAUAAUAUAAGAGGGAAAAGCUGGUAGGAAAUGAAAACAUACUAACCGAAAAAAAAGAAAUAAAG
This is a messenger RNA of Porites lobata, 11193 nucleotides long. Lineage: Eukaryota; Metazoa; Cnidaria; Anthozoa; Scleractinia; Poritidae. The record is from the annotation of a GenBank genome assembly.